AAAUUCUCAGCAACCCCUGAAAAGAAGAGAGGUUUUUGCGAGAGGAAGGAAUACGACUGCGCUUCGGGCGUUAAAAAAAAAACAGCGCACUGGCUUGGGAAUUCCACGGACUGGAAUCUUCUGCCGUCUAGCCAUCCCUCUCAACCUGGUGGCUGUGGUGGGUGUCCCAGUCGCCUUUGAUUCCUUCCCCCGUCUUCCCCUCAGAUCUACGAUCCUUAUCCCCGGUUCCCCGUAUUCUCCUCUCUCUCCUCAGCCCCAGUCGAGGAGACGCCGCUGCGGCUCUCGUCCCAUGUUCCAAUGAUUGUUAGGUGAUUGAGACUUGAGAGGGUCUGGAGGCUACCAACUGGUUUGGUGGCUCGGCCAAGCCGAGCGGUUCCACGCUGUUCUUGCCGCCUGGUGCCGGAGUUUCUAUGUCGAAGGCUGUGUUCGGAGUUUCUGCGUUGAAGGCGGUGUUCUGCUGAUUGGAGAAACUGGUUUGGUGCGGAUGUUUGAUGCCGUGUUGGUUAUAGGGACCGGGAGGGUGGGUGCUGGCAUGAAUUUGGUUUUCUGUCGAUUCAAUUGGUGCUUAAUUUGAGCCUUUGGAGGCUUUUUGGGAUCAGGGAGUUGGUCUCCGUCGAAGGAGGCUGCUAGCUUGCAGGCUCAUCGCCAUUGGCGCCGGACCUGCCUGUCGUACGGUCUUUCCUGUGCCGAAGUUUUUGCUGCUGUGAAAACGCUUUAAGCGAUUACCUUUGGCGACCUUUCCAUGCAAAGGCUUGACCUUUUGGGUUCCGGAACUGAUUGGUGGUCGAGGAGUCUUGGAGUGCUGGUCUACCUGCAUUAUCAACAGGGCAUUUCUGCAGAACAAAAGUUGUAUCCUGUGCAGAUAGCCAGAUACUGCUUUGCUAGUGUAUUAAAUUGCUUCUUGUGUUUGAACAAAGAUUCUAUUCAGCCAGAAGACAGUGCUCUUCUUUAUAUCCUGUCCGGAGCUCAAUACAGUGCUCCAAAUCCAUAUCAGCCUGCUAGGAGUGGAUAAGGAUCUUUGCCUCAACGAGUGGAGCAAAACCAUGGAUGUGCCUACGCCUCCCAACCGUGCCGGCUGCAACAGUAACAUCAGCAACAUCGGCAGCCCCAUGCAAUCUUUUGAUGAUCCCUUUGGUGGUGCUGCCAUGACGAGCUUUGAUGGAUACUCGGAGCUCAGCAGCCCAUCAGUUGCUGAUCACAUAUUCUCCCUGCUGAAUGAUCCCUCGUCUGUGCAACAUAUGUUUGCCUUGUGGUCAUCUUCGGGGUCAUCUCCGCGUGCUUCUGCUGUGAGAGAAGACAUGUCGUUUGACACCUAUCCUGGACCUAUGGACGUGACAGCAUCACUUGCUCAAAGGAUCAACUCAGCAUCAGUAUUCAAUCCAACUGAAGUGGACAGAGGACUAAAAGACUCAGAUGGGCUUGUUCCAAAUAAUGGUUCACAACAAGGGAGUAGCAUCAUUCCGAGGUCGGUUGGCAACAUUCUUGCAGACAGGAUGCUCAUGGCGCUAUCUUUGUUCAGGAAGUCAUUGAGCGAUGGUGUUCUUGCCCAAGUCUGGAUGCCUGUUGAGCACAAUGGUCGUGUCGUGUUGAGUACAUCCGAGCAGCCCUAUUUACUUGACCAGGAUCUUGCAGGUUACAGAGAAGUUUCUAGAAAUUUCUUGUUUUCAGUUAAGGAGGAGCCUGGUCUGCACCUAGGGCUUCCAGGGAGGGUCUUCAUAUCUGGGGUGCCAGAGUGGACCUCAAGUGUUACGUAUUACAGUAAGCCAGAGUAUUUGAGAAUGGAGCAUGCUCUUCUUCAUGAAAUACGAGGGUCACUUGCUAUGCCAGUUUAUGAUCCCAGCAAGGGUUCUUGUUGUGCAGUUCUUGAACUUGUCACAAACAAGGAGAAACCUGAUUUUGAUGCAGAGAUGGACAUUGUUUGUGAUGCCUUGCAGGGUGUGAACUUGCAGACAACAACAGAUCGCAGCAAUCAGAAGGUUUACUCUGAAAAUCAGAAAUAUGCUUCUACAGAGAUUUUGGAUGUUCUAAGAGCUAUUUGCCAUGCACAUAUGCUUCCUUUGGCCCUUACAUGGAUCCCUACAUCAAACGGCACCGCUAAUGGUUUUUGUGUCGCAAAGAAUAUCAGGCUUGAUUCGCAACCAGGAAAAUCAGUACUUCGUAUCCAUGAAUCAGCUUGUUAUGUUAACGAUGCAAAGAUGCAGGGAUUUCUUCAUGCAUGUGCUGAACGUCAUCUUGAGAAAGGGCAGGGUAUUGCAGGCCGAGCCCUUAAAUCUAAUCUUCCAUUCUUUUCGCCUGAUAUAAGAGAGUACAGUAUCGAAGACUACCCGCUUGCACACCAUGCUCGUAAGUUUGGUCUGCAUGCUGCUGUAGCCAUCCGACUGAGGAGUACGUACACUGGUAAGGAUGACUACAUACUAGAAUUCUUUCUCCCAGUCAACUGCAAGGGCUGUGGAGAGCAGCAGAUGUUAUUAAACAGCCUUUCCAGCACAAUGCAAAGAAUAUGCAAAAGCUUGCGAACAGUUUCUGAAGCAGAGACCGAUAGUGUUAGUGCUACUGAACCAAUGUAUGAGAAGACUAAUGGAAGUUGUUUACCAACUGGUAACUCUGAAAGUUCCUCACAUGAUGACCAGCCAAUCACAGAAUCUGCAUUCCAUGAUCUAUCUUCGGGUGACAAACAAGGAGACAGAGAACCUGCUAAGGCACGGAGUAGCUCAAAGCGAGUUGCAGAGAAAAAACGCAGUACAUCUGAAAAGAAUUUUAGUCUGGAUGUUCUUCGCAAAUACUUUUCUGGGAGCCUCAGGGAUGCUGCAAUGAGCCUUGGCGUUUGUCCAACAACUUUGAAACGAAUAUGCAGACAACAUGGAAUUUCCAGAUGGCCAUCUCGAAAGAUAAACAAGGUCAACCGUUCACUGAAGAAGAUCGAGAAGGUCAUCAAAUCGGUUCAUGGUGUGGACAGAUCCUUGCAGUACGAUCCUGCCACUGGAUCUCUUGUUCCAGCAACCUCCCUUCCGGAUAAGAUGCCUACCUCAUCUGCGGGCGUAAAAACAGUGGAGGAAAAAUCUAGCCCAGAACCAGGACAGGAUUUCUCUUCGCCUGAUGGAUGGCAAAGAGAAAGUAGCCAACUUCAUGCCUCCAGUAUACCUACAAGGGUAGGUGAUGAAGUCCAAAUGCUGGCAAUCAACAACGAAGGCAGCAGGAACUAUGCUUCUGGUAUCGCAAAUAUCGCGCAGCAUUCAAACUCCGAAGACGCACACGGUCCUUUAUAUCCCGUCGGUGCUGUUAAUUCUUCGCGUACCGGAGAAACAGGCUACAUCGAUUCUCCAACCUCCCUCCACAUGGAUAGCGUCGAAGGCCAAACAACGGUGAGGGACUCAAGAUCUGUACAGCAAGCAGAUGUCACCAUGGCCACCAAGGAGCAGACCCUUCCCUCCACCUCUGGCACAACCGAUUCUUCGAGCGGCAGCGCCUCAAGUCAGCCUGCUUUCAAGGGGAACCCAGGACGUGCCCUCAAAGUUAGCAGCAGCGAUGCACUGACGGUGAAAGCUACCUGUAACGGCGACACCGUGCGGUUCAAGUUCCUGCCGGCAAUGGGCUGGUACCACCUGCUGGAAGAGGUAGCGAAGAGGUUUAAGCUGGCGACAGGAGCGUUCCAGCUCAAAUACAAGGACGACGAGGACGAGUGGGUGAUCCUGGCGAACGACGCCGACCUCCAGGAGUGCGUGGACGUCCUGGACUCGAUCGGCUCGCGCAGCGUGAAGCUGCAGGUGCGCGACCUCCCCUGCCUCGUCAGCAGCUCGGGCAGCAGCAGCUGCUGCUUGCAGGUGGAAGGAAGCGCCUAGCUCAUGACGGCAGGACGGAAGCCUGGGUCAUGGCACGUUGACUGUUGUAGUAGGUUUUAGCCUUCUGCUGUCGCCGUAAUGGAUCCAUGUCUACGCUCAAUACAAAAUGGCGAGUGCAGAAAAGGAGAAGUGUAAUACUCGUCGCACGGCUGAAACAAUGCCGUGAAGGCCUUGCCAUAAUCUGUUGUUUGUUCACAAAAGUCGUGGCAAUAAUCUGUUGCCAUGAAUAUGGGAGGUUUUAAGACGCGACACCAAGUUUCUGAGCUUGCUGUGUUCCGAAUUUUCAGAAUCUAGUUCUCUCCGGAUCCCGUCGGUCUGUAUGAUCGGCGAUUUGCGGCUAUGAUAUAGCCUGCAGCGUUUACAGAACCAUGUGGACGUGAUGCAGUUUGGAGUCGGUUUCGAGAAAUCUUUUCUCCGAUAUCCUACGACUACGAGUGACAGCCUGACGUUUUGGCUUUGAGUGCGGGGAGUGGAGGUUGGUUUCCAGUCGUGUCGCGGCGCCUGGGCGUGCCGUUGAAGGCGUGGUGCAGCUCGUGAGUCUGGACGGGAUAGCUACUAUUUGUAUUCAGACUGAUCAGAAGCCGUCCAACUUGGAAGAAUUACAGUUCGCAGAAAGUUUCCGCGGUAGGGAACGGCUGCACUGCCAAUUCGCGUGAAACUGGGGAACUUUGUACUAUGGUGGAGGACCUGGAGGUAGUUUAAUCGUGGUAGAGAACUCGACGGCUCGAGGAGCUGGAGUGGCUUACAGUGUAAUUCUUGUCUGUUGUCUCA
Messenger RNA from Zea mays, 4610 nucleotides. RefSeq names its product protein NLP2. Gene Ontology annotation, molecular function: DNA-binding transcription factor activity; protein binding. The record is from RefSeq and is a predicted model, not a curated record. The coding region runs from base 1044 to 3839 and encodes 931 amino acids. NCBI's taxonomy places the organism in Eukaryota, Viridiplantae, Streptophyta, Magnoliopsida, Poales, Poaceae. The transcript has 5 exons.